AUGGCUCUGCAGAGGACCCAUUCAUUGCUUCUGCUUUUGCUGCUCACCCUGCUGGGGCUGGGGCUGGUCCAGCCCUCCUAUGGCCAGGAUGGCAUGUACCAGCGAUUCCUGCGGCAACACGUGCACCCUGAGGAGACAGGUGGCAAUGAUCGCUACUGCAACUUGAUGAUGCAAAGACGGAAGAUGACUUUGUAUCACUGCAAGCGCUUCAACACCUUCAUCCAUGAAGAUAUCUGGAACAUUCGUAGUAUCUGCAGCACCACCAAUAUCCAGUGCAAGAACGGCAAGAUGAACUGCCACGAGGGUGUUGUGAAAGUCACAGACUGCCGGGACACAGGAAGUUCCAGGGCACCCAACUGCAGAUAUCGGGCCAUGGCGAGCACUAGACGUGUUGUCAUUGCCUGUGAGGGGAACCCACAGGUGCCUGUGCACUUUGACGGUUAGAUGCCACCGUGUAGGGAUUAUCGCGAGUGGUUGACCUUACACUUACUCCUUAAAUAGCAGUGAGUAAUGCAUUUGAGCUGUCCCAGGCUCUGUCUCCUCAGCUCAUUUCUUACUCUUUUUCUGUAUAUAACUCAUUCUAUUAAAUACAUUGCAUCAAAGAGAAAUGGAGACAUAAACCUAUAAUGAAUGAGGCUGGGCUUUUCUGUAAUAAGCUUCCUUUUAUAAUACUGGUCAGCUUAGCUCUCUCAGAUCCUAUCCUGUGGAAUUUAGUUAUUAUGUGUAUUUAUGUAGUAUUUCAAACAUUUCAAAAUGCUUUCAUCUAUGUUUAUCACAUUUUAAUACCACAGCACUUAUAAUGAUGUCAUUACAUAUAGAAGCUCAAAGUUAAGGGAUUUGCUGAAGACUAUAAAGUUAAUGGAAGAAUUGAGACAAAAAUCCAGUGUAGCUGGCCACUUAUCCAGGGCUUUUCCUACUUCAUCACAAGGAAUGUUUUGAAAGUGCCUGCUUUUUUUAUCCUUAAAAUUCAUCUGUCGGGGGAGGCAUUAAAAAUUUGGAAAUGUAUGCUAGCAAAAUGUGAGCUCUGUAUUUUAUGGCAUUCUUAUGUUUGGGUUGAAUAAGAUUAAGAAAAUGAUACUGGGAAUUUUCUUUUUCCUGAACCUUUGAAUCACCAUAGUAAGUCAAAGUAUUAAAAAAGGUACUAGAUCAUUAAGACUUAUGUGCUCUUACUGACUGAAAGAUUUUUUAUGUUUUCCUUGUAAUAAAGGACUUAAACCAAAGGUACCUGA
This is a messenger RNA of Pongo pygmaeus (Bornean orangutan), 1229 nucleotides long. It is a transcript of the gene RNASE4, whose product is annotated as ribonuclease A family member 4. The transcript has a single exon. Gene Ontology annotation, molecular function: nucleic acid binding; RNA nuclease activity. The coding region runs from base 1 to 444 and encodes 147 amino acids. NCBI's taxonomy places the organism in Eukaryota, Metazoa, Chordata, Mammalia, Primates, Hominidae. Gene Ontology annotation, biological process: defense response to Gram-positive bacterium. The record is from RefSeq and is a predicted model, not a curated record.